UACAUUUUUUUUAGCUACCUCAAUUGUAACACGUAGCACAUACUAACACCAUCCUAUUAAAAAUGGUCGUUUCGAUGGAUAGAUGGGUGGGCAAAUUAGCCAUCGUAACUGGUGCUAGUUCUGGAAUUGGUGCCGCUAUUGCAGAUGCCCUCGUGGAAAAAGGCUUAAUCGUAUUAGGCGUAGCUCGCCGCUCUGAACGUAUAGAAGAACGUGCCAAACAACUGUCAAUCAAGAAAGGAAAACUCCAUGCUAUCAAAGCUGACCUGACAAAAGAGGAAGAUAUUUUGAAAGUUUUUAAAUGGGCUAAAGACAAUUUGGGUCCCGUCCACAUUUUGAUCAACAAUGCCGGAAAAGGAGCUCAAUUAAACUUAACAGAAGGCAAAACUGAAGACUGGAAAUCAGUUUUCGAUUUAAACGUCAUAGCACUGAGCAUCGCCACAAGAGAAGCAGUCAAAAUUAUGAAAGAAAACAAAAUCAAUGGGCACAUCGUACACGUGAACAGCGUAUUGGGACACAAAGUGAUUAAUUAUCCAAACCUAAACGUUUAUCCCGCAUCGAAAUUUGCUGUCACUGCUCUUACUGAAACUUUAAGGCAAGAAUUAAACCACCAAGGACUUAAAAUCAAAAUUACUAGUGUUAGUCCUGGUCUGGUAGAAAGCGAAAUGAGUACUUUAAAUCCGAAUCUAACAGCAGAGAGAAAAGCUGCUAUAGAGAAGAUGCCUAUUUUGAAAAGUGAAGAUAUUGCUGACGGUGUUGUAUAUGCCUUGUCUACGCCAGAACAUGUUCAAGUACAUGAGUUAACUAUUAAACCUGUUGGUGAAACAUUUUAAUCAGAAGAAGGUAUUUGUAAGAAUCGCUAUUGAAAGUUGAUAUCUGAGUUAUCUGAAUAAAGAAAUUAUUUCUA
Zophobas morio is the source of this 904-nucleotide messenger RNA. Its product is annotated as farnesol dehydrogenase-like. Lineage: Eukaryota; Metazoa; Arthropoda; Insecta; Coleoptera; Tenebrionidae. The coding region runs from base 63 to 830 and encodes 255 amino acids. Gene Ontology annotation, molecular function: oxidoreductase activity. The transcript is spliced from 4 exons. The record is from RefSeq and is a predicted model, not a curated record.